GUUGGAAGUGUAUGCUUGAAAAUGGUAGGCGUUGUGGUUGAGUGAGGCAAGCGCUGGACGAUGAGUGUGGGAUGGAAAGUGGAUUGAUUGAUCACGCAUCCGCCUUUUGUAGCGCACACGAGCAAAUCUUUCGGGCUUGAGCAAGCUGAUUUCGCAGCAAGACGCCUUCAAGCGAGACAGUAUACACGAGACAGGCUCAGGACAAGGACCCAUCGACCUUUUAGGAUCUCGACCUCCGCUCAAGACCGGAAGCAAUCCAUGAGCGCUACGCGUAUUCACAUCGCCGACUUCGCUCUUGGCAGACGAGCAAAGGUCCUAACUAGGGUGGGAAAGCACGCAUACAGCGCUUCAAGCUCCUUGUUGCGCCGUAUCCUGCACACAGCAUCCAAAUUCGGGUGGAAUGCGGCCAGGCCAUUGCUCUCAACCUACAGCAUCAUGCGUCGACACGCUUGCUGGUUUUGGCACUAUGACCGGCGCUGCUGCACAAGCUCCGGCACAGUAUCUCCCACGGCAAUACCACGCGCCUGCAUUUGAUCAAUGCGCAUGGCUCUGCCUCCGCUAUCCUUACGACUGUUCGGAUCAAACUUUGUUGGGAAAACAGCAGUCGCCCGAUGUUUCCCACGACUCACGACCGACUGCUCAACCCGAAGCGCGCUCAAUGCUUCAUCGAUCUGUCAAGCGACCAAUAUUUACAGCAUCGAUUUCUUCGUACAAUCAGUGUGCAAUGCUGCACCUGCCCAAUACAACAGCACAACAUCAUGCAAGCGCCGGCAACGGCUCAUUGUCCGGCAUACUCAGCGACGACACCCGACGUCGCGAGCCCCACGAACGCAGUGUCUUAAGAUCGCUGCGGGGCUCAAGUACGCUGAACGACCAACGGCUUUCCGUCGAUCGGGAGUAAACGCGCCAGCCACAGCUGUGCUUCGCCUCGAUCGAAGGUACUUGGGCCUUGCGCGCGGCAACCAUUCAAGAAAGUCAACGGAUGGUCGCCCGACUGCCCGAGAAACGAUGUUCACAUGCGUCGGAAGCAACGGCAUAACAGGUCUAGGCAAUUGAUGGCUAGACAAAGGCUGGCGUGAUGCACCCCUUUUGGAGAAGGUGGCCAUUUGCUGAGUGCUCACCGCUUUGAGCUUUACUGCGGCUGGUUGUUGGACAAACUUCGGUUGGAUGUUUCGCCCGGCCAGGUAGCUUGGUCAGUGCAGCCACUUAUGCUCAAUCGGGAAAUGCGCCCGUCGUCGACGCAUUGAUGGGCCUGGCUGUGUAUGAAUGGCAGGGUGGUACCAGCUAUUUCUCACGCCAAAGGAUCAAAGACUUGCGUUUCAGAACUCUUGCCUCCGUCAAUUUCGCUUCCACAUCUCGAUUUCCUCGGUUGCUACUGCCUCUUGACGAGUGCGGUCUUUCUUUGCUACAUUUCCAUCCGCUUGCUCCCGCG
Messenger RNA from Ceraceosorus bombacis, 1432 nucleotides. The record is from the annotation of a GenBank genome assembly. Lineage: Eukaryota; Fungi; Basidiomycota; Exobasidiomycetes; Ceraceosorales; Ceraceosoraceae.